Messenger RNA from Aspergillus tubingensis, 357 nucleotides. RefSeq lists its product as uncharacterized. The record is from RefSeq and is a predicted model, not a curated record. The coding region runs from base 1 to 357 and encodes 118 amino acids. The transcript has a single exon. Lineage: Eukaryota; Fungi; Ascomycota; Eurotiomycetes; Eurotiales; Aspergillaceae.
AUGCAUUUUCUGCUUUUCUUGUUCUUGGGGCUGCUGCAAUUAGUCUCUGCAGCCAGAUCCGGCACCUAUUAUGCGGGUUGGCCUGUCGGUGAUAGCACAUGGAAGACAACCGAUUCCGUCUUUCAGCGAGAGACUGGCAUCUCCAGGUACCGCCUGUUCCAGGCUGACGGACUGAUUUAUAAGUAUCAGCUCGAUUUUGACGUCACCGAAAGACAAGGCGAAUAUGCAAGUACCUAUGUGUUUUUUGACUCAGAAGGCGACGAGUAUUACAAGGUGGUCUUUGUCACCGGCACUCAUACCCUCAACUUUAAUAGUGGGGACCCUUAUAUUCAGCAGGUCAAGGUUGUCGAGGAUUAG